This is a messenger RNA of Venustampulla echinocandica, 2751 nucleotides long. RefSeq lists its product as uncharacterized. The record is from RefSeq and is a predicted model, not a curated record. Gene Ontology annotation, biological process: secondary metabolite biosynthetic process. Gene Ontology annotation, molecular function: flavin adenine dinucleotide binding; oxidoreductase activity, acting on CH-OH group of donors. The transcript has 7 exons. The coding region runs from base 1 to 2751 and encodes 916 amino acids. NCBI's taxonomy places the organism in Eukaryota, Fungi, Ascomycota, Leotiomycetes, Helotiales, Pleuroascaceae.
AUGCUCUCAAUUGGUCUUCUUCUUCUCUCAGCUGCAGUUCAGAUCCAUGGCCGUUCUGUUGGCAAGUAUGCACGGGUUGUCGGACCCGAGACAGCUGCAGCAAAUACUUACGACUUUAUAAUUGCUGGCGGAGGAAUCGCAGGCCUCACAGUUGCUGACCGUCUCACAGAAGACCCAGACACAACUGUCCUCGUCGUCGAGUAUGGCCCGUUUGAUAAUGGAGAAGACUCCGUCCUGGUGCCAGGGCUUUACAACCCCGGGCCCUACCUUUGGCCAGUUUUCUUUAGUGCUCCACAGCCUGGUCUGAACAAUGGUUCAUUUCCUGUUCUGAUGGGAGGCGUGGUUGGUGGUGGAUCAACCGUGAAUGCCAUGUUUUUCCAUCGAGGUUCAACUGAGGAUUAUGCAUCCUGGGAGGCGUUAGGUAGUACGGGCUGGGGGUGGAAUGAUUUGCUACCCUAUUUCAAGAAGAGUGAAAAUUUCACGCAGCCAAAUGCCCAAUUUGCCCAAGCACGCAACAUAUCCUGGCAAAAUGAAGUGCACGGCUCCAGUGGGCCAGUCCAGGCUAGCUACUCUCCAUAUGAUUACGAAUCUGGUGGGAACUUCUGGAACGGAGCUGCCAGCCUCGGAAUAUCAGCAGCCAAAGAUUCCAACAAUGGCGAUCCUACCGGUAUCUUCUGGCUCCUCCGUGUGCUUGACCCAACCAAGGGGUCACGCUCUUAUGCGCGUACUGCACAUUACGAUAGAGUUAUCAACUCGCGUCCAAAUUACCACCUCCUCCCUGAGAAUGCUGUGAGCAAGGUUGUGUUUAAAGGGAAGCAGGCUGUUGGGAUUGAAUAUGUGACCCGGAGCACUGGAGUAAAAUAUACUGCUUCUGCGAAAAAGGAGGUGAUUAUGGCUGCCGGGUCUGUUCACUCGCCUCAGAUCCUUCAGCUGUCAGGCGUGGGGCCCAAGCCGCUCCUUGAUGGUCUGGGAAUCCCUGUUGUAGUUGAUCUUCCGGGCGUUGGCCAAAAUUUCCAAGAUCAACUGAGUCUCGCGAUCAAUUAUAAUUUUACCUCAAAUCAUGAGCCCAAUGGUGGAUCACUGAACUCAAAUGCUACCUAUGAUGCAGAGCAGCAUGCACUCUACAAGUCCACCCACCAGGGUGCAUAUACUCUCAUUCGCACCACAGGAAACCAAAACAUUGCACUCCCACUCAGAAACACCACGACGUCAUACAGUUCAAUCAUCAGUGCCGCCCGCGCGAGGGACCCAGCUUCUGUUCUCCCACCAAACACCCAUCCAACCGUUCUCAAAGGUUACAAGGCACAGCGCGACCGUCUACUCAAACAGUUCAACUCCUUCCACUCCCCAAUUGGCAGCCUUUCGUGGAAUACUGGACCCGCAACAACACUUUAUAUGCUGCACCCCCUCAGUCGAGGCACCAUCGCAAUUUCCUCCACGGAUCCGCUCGCGAAUCCCGUCGUCGACUUCCGCUCACUAAGUGACCCAACGGAUCUUGAUAACGUACUUGCUCUGCUCCGCAAAAAUCGAGACAUCAUGUCAACCCCAUCAAUGCUAGCACUCGGCCCGACUGAAAUCGCCCCUACCGGAGGCUUCACAACUGAUGAGGAGUUGAAGGCAGUUCUCAGAGCGUCGACCCAACCUUCCAAUGGACACGAGUGUUGCUCACUCCCCAUGAUGAAAUUGGAGUACGGGGGCGUGGUAGAUCCCAGCUUGCAGGUUUAUGGAGUGAAGGGUUUGAGUGUGGUUGAUCUCAGCAUUUUCCCUUUCGAGCUUGGAACUGCUCCUUCUGCUACUGUUUAUGCCGUUGGAGAGAAGGUAGGUAGCUUGGCUAGGGUCUGUGCGAAUGUCGCCCAGGUCGCGUCAAUUCGCGACACCCCUCUGUUUCACGGGGUGCAGAGCACCACCAGCUCCCUCGCCAUUGAAACAAUUGAUCCCCAAGUUAAGAGUAAGCUGUCCAUCCUCGCGCUGCACUUCAUUCCUCUUCUCGAUAAACCCUUCGUUCAGAGUCCUGAAUUCUGCAAGAUGUUCGCCAAACUCACAACCAAGAUAGCUCUCCGGAAGGCUGGAAUCCGUUCCGACACCUUCUCCUUUCCUGAAUCCAAGCCGGGCUCCAACGACGAGCCUUCUACAGCCCUUCCAAUCGCAAACCCCUUUGCGAAUCUGUCGGUCCCAAAAUCAUGGCAAUCUUGGAGCACACCACCACCGCCGCCAGUUGAGGUGGCGCCCGCGCCUGUAAUUGGCACACGAUCUCCAUCAUCCCCGUUACUGCGAUUGCCAGUGGCAGACGGCAGACCUACCGUCGUUGUGUUCCUAAGACAUUGUGGUUGUUCAUUCGCCGAGAAGACAUUCCUUGAACUGCGCAGGCUGGCCAACAAAUACCCCCGGCUUCAAUUUAUCGCCGUAUCCCACAGCUCCCAACAAGCAACCGACAAGUGGGUGAAAGCCCUCGGAGGAGCAUGGUCGGUUUCCGUAGUGGUCGAUGAGGAACGGGAGAUCUACGCGCUCUGGGGAUUGGGCAUCAGCAACACCUACCAUCUGCUAAACCCAUGGACGCAGGUGGCGCGGAACAAAUUGGGCAAAGAAGAAGGAAUAUGGGGGAGAGAAGUCGAUCCGAGCGGGAAUCGUUGGCAGAUUGGUGGGGGCUGGGCGAUGGAUGAAUUAGGAACCGUCAGAUGGGGUGCGGCAUCGAAGACGGCAGACGACAUUCCAAACUUGGUGGAAGCUUGUAAGACAUUAGGUGCUAUGUAA